UGCAGCAUUGAGUAUAAUUAUUAGAAGUUGAUAUGCAGGAAACGUUUUUCUAAUUUUAAUGACUGACUUUGGGGUUGACUCUUUUAACAACUGGUACCAAACCUUCCUCAAAUAUCACCACAUAUUUCUCAUCUUUUGUUCUAUAGCUUACACUGUUUUUUGAAAACUGCUCUUCUGCUGGCUUAUUCUAAGAAGGGCUUUUGCUUUAUUUUCCCCCUUUUUCCAGCCUUUCCAUAACAAGUCUUGGGUAAUAAGUUGUUAAAAUGUAUUAAGUACCAAGUUGGUGUCUACGAUGUGUUUGUUAUUGCACAGUUCCUCUGCAGUGGCCCCGUUGUCUCAGCUCAAGAUGUACAGCUUCAUGGGUGGGGGCCUGUUCUGUGCCAUCGUGGGCAACAUCCUGCUGGUGGUCUCCACCGCCACGGACUACUGGAUGCAGUAUCGUCUGUCUGGAAACUACGCCCACCAGGGUCUCUGGCGGUACUGCAUGUCCAACAAGUGCUACAUGCAGACCGACAGCAUAGCUUAUUGGAAUGCCACCAGGGCCUUUAUGAUCCUGUCGGGAAUGUCAUGCUUCGCAGGCAUCAUCGCCGGCAUCAUGUCCUUCUCACACUUCUCCUCCUUCGAAAGGUUCAACCGCUCCUUUGCUGCAGGAAUCAUGUUUUUUAUCUCCACUUUCUUUGUGCUGCUGGCUAUGGCAAUCUACACUGGUGUGACGGUGAACUUCCUGGGAAAGCGCUUCAGCGACUGGCGUUUCUCCUGGUCCUACAUCUUGGGCUGGGUAGCCAUGCUCAUGACCUUCUUUGCAGGUAUUUUCUACAUAUGCGCCUACAGAAUGUGUGAGUUCCGGAGAGGAACUGGGCCACGCUAGAUGUCUCCAGAACACAGAGAACUCUUAGUUUGGAUCGACAAGCAAGAAGCAGCAGGGGAGUCACGACUGAUCCAGUGAAGAUGCAACAUCUGAUGGAGAUGCUCUCGCAGGUCUUUGGCGGUCUGCUCGACUUGUUUAUGAAAGGACGCGGGAACGCAGUUUUUA
This is a messenger RNA of Gambusia affinis (western mosquitofish), 1033 nucleotides long. Its product is annotated as lens fiber membrane intrinsic protein-like. The transcript is spliced from 4 exons. The coding region runs from base 293 to 868 and encodes 191 amino acids. NCBI's taxonomy places the organism in Eukaryota, Metazoa, Chordata, Actinopteri, Cyprinodontiformes, Poeciliidae. The record is from RefSeq and is a predicted model, not a curated record. Gene Ontology annotation, molecular function: structural constituent of eye lens. Gene Ontology annotation, cellular component: plasma membrane.